AACAAAAAAAGAAAUCAAAUCGUAGCGAACUUCUUGAUCCAAAAUAAAAGAAAAACAAAUCUUAGCGAUCUUUGUUUGACUGCGAGCGAAUGGGCAGUGGGGGCGGCAGUGUCUGCUCUUCUCUCUCUUACUCUUCUUCUUCCACUUGCUUUGCUUCUCUUUUCUCUAUUUGUUCUCCUUCAUCUUCUUCGCUGAAACUCAAUCCAAGACGCUUCCUUUUCCAUAACCCUACAAAUCUGAGAAAGCAGGCACCUUUGAGGUGUGGGAGAUCCCCGGAGAUGGAAUCAAAGAAACCCAUUUUCGAUGUGGAAACGUUUGAUGAUGACUUUGUUCAGAAACUGGUUUAUGAUGCUCUCGUUUGGUCUUCUCUUCACGGACUCGUCGUCGGUGACAAAACUUACCAGAAAUCAGGAAAUGUUCCAGGGGUUGGAUUGAUGCACGCACCGAUUUCAUUGCUACCAACUGCAUUCCCUGAAAUUUAUUGGAAGCAAGCUUGUGAUGUUACUCCUAUUUUCAAUGAAUUGAUUGAUCGUGUUAGCUUGGAUGGGAAGUUCUUACAGGAUAGUCUCUCUAGAACGAAAAAAGCUGACGUCUUUACAUCUAGACUUCUCGACAUUCACUCCAAGAUGCUUGAAAGAAACAAGAAAGAGGACAUUCGUCUGGGUUUGCAUCGGUUGGAUUAUAUGCUUGACGAAGAAACAAAUUCACUUCUUCAGAUUGAGAUGAACACUAUCUCUAGUUCGUUUCCAGGCCUUAGUCGUCUUGUUAGCCAGCUACACCAGUCAUUGCUUCGAUCUUAUGGGGAUCAGAUUGGCAUAGACUCUGAACGUGUACCUAGAAAUACAUCCACAAUCCAAUUUGCUGAUGCAAUAGCUAAAGCUUGGUUGGAGUACAAUAACCCAAGAGCGGUUGUCAUGGUAACUGUACAGCCAGAAGAACGCAACAUGUACGAUCAACAUUUGCUGAGCAGUAUAUUGAGAGAAAAGCACAAUAUAGUAGCCAUCAGGAAGACUCUAGCAGAAGUCGAAACUGAAGGGAGUGUACAAGAGGAUGGAACCCUUAUUGUUGGCGGCCAAGCAGUCGCAGUUGUUUAUUUCAGAUCUGGCUAUACUCCCAAUGAUCAUCCGUCUGAAUCAGAAUGGAAUGCUAGGCUGCUUAUUGAGGAGUCUUCAGCGGUCAAAUGCCCGAGUAUAGCUUACCAUUUAACUGGCAGCAAGAAAAUCCAGCAAGAACUGGCAAAACCAGGUGUUCUCGAGAGGUUUCUGGACAACAAAGAGGACAUUGCUAAGCUGAGGAAAUGCUUUGCGGGGCUUUGGAGCUUGGAUGACCCAGAAAUCGUCAAGCAGGCAAUCGAAAAACCCGGACUGUUUGUUAUGAAGCCUCAGAGAGAAGGCGGAGGAAACAACAUCUAUGGAGAUGAUGUGAGGGAAAAUCUUUUGAGACUGCAGAAAGAAGGAGAGGACGGAAACGCUGCGUAUAUCCUGAUGCAGAGGAUAUUCCCAAAGGUCUCAAACAUGUUCUUGGUGCGAGAAGGCGUUUACCAUAAAAAUCAAGUUAUAUCAGAACUCGGUGUCUAUGGUGCUUACCUCAGGAACAAAGACAACGUUAUAGUUAACGAGCAGAGUGGUUAUCUAAUGCGCACAAAGAUCGAGUCAUCAGAUGAAGGCGGCGUUGCCGCUGGUUUUGCAGUAUUGGACAGCAUUUAUCUGAAUUGAGAUGGAUCACAUUCACAACCAUCCUGAUCAAUUUUUCUGCUGGUUCGUUCCUUCUUGUUCUUCUUCUUGCUUGUUAAAGAUUUGUGUAUUAAUUCAUGAAGGUCAAUAAGACUCUAGGCAAAGCUCUUACAAUUCUUUCCAUAGGACCGCAAAGCAUAUAUUGCUUAUCGUUAUUUUAGACCGUGUGAGACGAUCAGUCGUUUAAGAUCAUGAAUGGAAUAAGAGAUCAAUCAUGGAA
Messenger RNA from Arabidopsis lyrata subsp. lyrata, 1953 nucleotides. Its product is annotated as glutathione synthetase, chloroplastic. NCBI's taxonomy places the organism in Eukaryota, Viridiplantae, Streptophyta, Magnoliopsida, Brassicales, Brassicaceae. Bases 90 to 1715 code for a protein of 541 amino acids. The transcript has 12 exons. Gene Ontology annotation, molecular function: glutathione binding; ATP binding; glutathione synthase activity. Gene Ontology annotation, cellular component: cytosol. Gene Ontology annotation, biological process: glutathione biosynthetic process. The record is from RefSeq and is a predicted model, not a curated record.